This is a messenger RNA of [Candida] anglica, 1014 nucleotides long. NCBI's taxonomy places the organism in Eukaryota, Fungi, Ascomycota, Pichiomycetes, Serinales, Debaryomycetaceae. The record is from the annotation of a GenBank genome assembly.
AUGUUGUCAAGAUCCUCCUUGCGCUGUAUCACUCGAGCAGCUAAUUGCCAGUUCAAGUCAAUUGCUGCCUUCCAUUCCUCGGGUAAAACUUCCCAUGAAAAUCCGCUCGGAUUACCCCGCCAUUUGAAGAAUUCUGCCAAACUCUCCCGCGAUGGUUCUGCGGGUGCGCCUCCUACAGGCACUGUUAGACCUGGAGGCGCCAUGGGACGUGGUCUCCCCAUCAAACAAAAGAUCCCUGGGGUUAAAAAAAUCAUUCUCGUCUCGUCGGCCAAAGGAGGUGUUGGUAAGUCGACCGUAUCGGUAAAUCUUGCGGCUGCAAUUAAACAACUUGGCCAUACCGUCGGGCUCUUGGAUGCCGACAUUUUCGGUCCCUCGGUGCCACAACUUCUCUCCCUUUCCGGCGAACCAAGACUCUCCUCCACGGGGAAGCUUAUCCCUCUCUCCAAUUACGGUAUAGAGUCGAUGUCCAUGGGGUACUUGAUCCCCUCGGAAAACUCCCCCAUUGCCUGGAGAGGGCUCAUGGUAAUGAAGGCUCUCCAGCAACUUUUAUUCGAGGUCGAUUGGUCCCACGGUGGUGUGGCCGGGUCCUCAUUGGACUACCUUGUCAUUGACAUGCCUCCAGGAACCGGUGACACUCAGUUGACCAUUAGUCAGCAGCUCAAAGUGGAUGGGGCUGUCAUUGUAAGCACCCCGCAGGACAUUGCCCUCAUUGACGCCAUCAAGGGGAUUGCAAUGUUCCAAAAAGUUUCAAUCCCACUCCUUGGAAUGGUCCAGAACAUGAGCUACUUCUCGUGUCCCAACUGCCACCAUGACACCCACAUUUUCGGGCUGGAAGGUGUCCAACGUGAAGCCAAGAACCACAACUUGACCGUCUUGGGCCUGAUCCCUCUUCAAGAAGAUAUCUGUAGACAAUCUGACCGCGGGAAGCCGGUAGUGAUCUCGCAUGAGGGACUCCCUUUGGCCGAGCCGUACAUGAAUGUUGCUAGAAAUGUUUUGGCCAAACUUGAGAAAUAA